GUCCUGAGCCUCCUGCUCACUGGCGCUGCUGGUGCAGCUCUGUCCCUCUUUCUUUUGUGGCUGCACAGUGAGAAACCAAGCGGGUCAACAAGUUGAGCUUUCAAGGCGGGCGGUAUAGAUACUGCUAAUCACCAAGCCAUGCAUUUCAGUGGGUUGACAUGAAACUCUUGGGCUAUGCUUCAGUAUGCCUCUCCCCAUCACUGCGCUUGUCUACCAGCCACGCAAACCAUUAGCUUAUAUGUUCUCCAGCUCUGUCUUUUGCAGGAGCCUUGGACUCGCAUCUCCAGAUCACUGACAAUGAAGCCAGAAUCUACCAUCAUUAAUCUCUUUCAGCAUGCAUUCAAGGUUCACUUUCAGCAAUGUCAUAAGGUGGAGCUACAGCCUCUGGCACUUGUGGGAAGCUCUAUCACUGACAUUCAUUAAAUGCACUGGAGAGAGAUGGCAACUUCAAAAUCGAUUAAUUAUCAUCAUCGCCUCUAAUUAUAUCAUGCCCAAACUCUGCGAGAGGUUUUUGAGGUAAAUGAAAAAUGAGAUCUCUGCUAUGAGGAAGUUGCGAUUAAAACUCACGAUGCUAACAUAGGAAAGGAAGAAAAGGAGUUUGUCUUGAAGAAAGGAGCAGCUGAGUACCAGACUUUGUGUUAAACUUCUUAUCACCGAUCUCCUCCUCACCCUGUAUCGCCAGCCCUGCUCUGAGGGAAACUAGGGAAGAAAGAAGGGCAAAGGACCGAAGAAAAAAGAUGUUGGUGCUGUCUAAUGACACAGCCCUGAGCAUUCUCCUCUCCAAGCUGCUUCAAGACCACCUGGAGCAGACAAAUAGCACUGCCCCCUCUACAGUUGGAAGCACUGGCGGCAGCCUGGAAAUCAUCUAUGUGCUGAUGAUGGUCGGUCUCUUUGGCUUCUUCACAGUGGGAGUCAUGGUGACCAAUAUCCGUGCUAGGAGGCUGGAAGACUCCCACAACCCCUACAACAUGUACAUUGCAACAGACAUUUGGCACAAGAAGGACCAGGAAUAUUUUCAAGCAAAGCUUAUAGAAAAUUACAAGCUGUGCUGUGUCUUUGAAAACCAGUUGGCAGUAGAGCAGCCAAGCAUACACAUUCCUGAGGAGAAGUCUUCCUAGCCAAAUGGGAGAAAGGACUGAACUUUGCAUGGGGACAACCCAAGCGAUAUCUGCUAUGAACCAGGCUAGCUGCCUUCCCACCUGCCAAGCUCCUGGUGCUGGUCUAGGACAGAUUGAAUUACAGAGAUGACAGUGAAGCUGAUGGGUUUGUGAUGACUCAGGUGCUGCAAAGUUGUCUGACCACAUUGUUUCAGUCAUUGUAAGGUCAGGGAAGGGGACACACCAAUAGGAGUAUCAUAGAUUCAUCAGCUUCACCUGGUAAGAAAUGCAGUUGUUGGUGUUGCCAGCAUGAAUUCUUGCAGUAGUCAGUAUACUUCAAAACAAACUGGAUCAAGCAUAAGCUAGAGAUAUUAACAGCCAAGUAUUGUUUAGGCAAUUGUUUUCAAGUAAGACGAUUGUCUUCCAAGAAAAUGUAGCAGAAAGAUUUUCUUUGGAUUUUUGAAUAAUCAUUAUAUAAACUGUACAGUGUUAUGGAUGAGUAGUUUCUCUGAGAAUCAUGUACCUUUUUGAGAUAGAAUUUUUUUAAAAAAGGAUUUGCUUUAUUUUUGCUGAAAAUCAUUUCUGUGGAAAAAUGUAGACUUUGGAGGGAACUUUUUUAGUGACUGUCCUUAACUCACAUUGUGUACCCCAGAUAAGACUUGCAGAGUACUUAUGUUUUUCCUUCUUGUGGAUCCAGGUCGAUCUCAGAAGCAAUAUCCACCUUUGUACAAGGACUGAGUAACGUACAGUGUUGUGAGUCUCAAUCACCUUUAGUUAUUGCAGAAGACCUAGGUGCUAGCCUUUGGUUGCAAAGUGGAUUUCCACACUGUGAAAAUUGGUUUCUCAAGAUCUCUGCUAUUUAGUCAUGAAAGCAGCUUAUGUGUGUGCCUAUGAGCUGUUUCUCCAGCCCCCAAGAGCAGCCCCCUUAGCACAGCUGUUUAUUUCUUGAACUAUCCAAUGUGAGGUCCAUGUCAGCAAGGUAUUCCUGCCUGUGUCCUCCAUAUGCCCUCCUUCCAUGGACUGUGUACACCAAACUGCAGGGAGAAGGCAGCAGCUGAACUCUGCUGCUCAAACAGCAAAUAUUGGCUGUCUCUGCUAUCAGGCAGAAAUAUGGCUGCUCUGAAUACUGCACUACUUAAAAUAGCAACGUAGCUUUCUUGUAUGGGACCAAAGAAGCAAUGGUCUGGGCAGGAGGGGAUUUUUUAUUUCUACUCUACAGAUGUACAUCUCAUUUUUAACUACCAGAGAGUGAGAAGAAGUGGGAAAGGCUUGAAAAAAAGUCAUGCAGAGCAGUUGCUUCAAAGGCAAGGCAAAGGCAAAGUGGGGGCAGAUCACCACCAAAUAUUUGGAUAGGCAAGGGAUGCAGAGCACUGUACUUUCAUUAAAGUAGCAUUCCAGCCAUGUUUAUCUUCCCAUGAUACUUAAACUUAGGACAAUUGAAAACAUGGUGUAUUUUUAAAAAUAUAUUUGUAUGGUGCCUACCAUUAAGCUGAGGGUGAGACCAAUGUUUUAAGUGUCUUGAACAGCUUGGAAUAUAUCUAUUGGCUUAAUUAUCUGAGCCUUUGUCUCCGCUAGAGGAAGGUAGACCAAGCCAAGCUUUGGAUAACUGUGGACUUCUUGGCUUGGGCACUGCCCUUUUGGGUUCUCACCAUGCAGUCUGUAUACUGCUUCUACUUCCUGCCCUCAGUGAGAGUGCAAAUUCUCUCGCUUGUUGGUUAUCUAGGUGUAGACCCACGAAGCAUUGCUGAAAAUGUUUAAACCUGCGUUAAAAAUGGCCUUCAUUACAUUAAAACCUUUGAACAUUAAGCAUUUCAAAAGGUCUGCCUCCUGCAGCUCUCCUUCCACUCCAGGUGCUUUCAGGUAUUUUGGGCUGAGGCACUUGCUGAUCACCUUAUUUUAAUAGGCCCAGUGUAGCUAUUUGUGACAAGGUCAUUGUCUGCAUUACUUAGCUUCCACUUCUUUUUUUUUUUUUUAAUUUUAUCUCUACCAUUUUAUUUAUUUUAAUAAGUGAGGAACCACUGUGCCUUAGUCACAAUGUUUUUCUCUGUAACCAGGCUACAAAGCACCUUUCUGUGUCACAUGUAGACUCCCACAAUGGACCUUCACAUUACCUUUCAGUCUUUCUCCUUCUUCCCAUACAUUUUUCACUUGUGAAAA
Molecule: messenger RNA, 3254 nt
Organism: Phasianus colchicus (ring-necked pheasant)
Lineage: Eukaryota; Metazoa; Chordata; Aves; Galliformes; Phasianidae
Source: RefSeq, a predicted model, not a curated record